Molecule: messenger RNA, 1992 nt
Organism: Solanum tuberosum (potato)
Lineage: Eukaryota; Viridiplantae; Streptophyta; Magnoliopsida; Solanales; Solanaceae
Product: protein NRT1/ PTR FAMILY 1.2-like
Exons: 4
Coding region: 173-1930 (585 amino acids)
Biological process (GO): transmembrane transport
Cellular component (GO): membrane
Molecular function (GO): transmembrane transporter activity
Source: RefSeq, a predicted model, not a curated record
UUUAUACGUGUCCGUGACUUAAUGGUGCAGAACUCACCUGUCCCUUUAGUAAUUGAUUCCGCGCUGAUAGCCACUAAUUAUCAACAAGUAUAUUUUUGUAUCUAUUGAAUCAUAACAAGAUCUGUUCCAAGAGGUUAGACUGAAAGAAGAAUUUGAACAAGGAAGAAAGAAAAUGGAAAACAACCCAGAAAAAGAAGAGUUUUUACUGAAUCACUCACAAAAUUCAACAAAGGGAGGUUUAAAAACCAUUCCUUUCAUCAUAGUGAAUGAAUCAUGUGAGAAAGUGGCAAGUUUUGGGUUGCAACCAAAUAUGAUAAUCUACAUAACAAAAUUUUACAAUAUGGAUGCUGCUCGUGCUUCAGUUUUGAUUAGUUUAUGGUCAGCAAUUUCAAAUGUAUUGUCUAUUUUGGGAGCUUUUAUUUCUGAUUCUUACAUUGGAAGGUUUAGGGCUGUGGCUAUUGGAACCAUCUCUAGUCUAAUUGGAAUGCUUGUUCUUUGGCUCACAACAAUAUUUCCACAACUCAGGCCGUUACCCUGCGGUCAGUAUCAACAUGAUUGUAAUGGAACAACAGCAGCUCAACUUGCUGCAAUUUUGUUUUCUUUUGGGCUUAUUUCCAUUGGUGCUGGUUUUGUUAGACCUUGUUCCUUAGCAUUGGGUGCCGACCAAUUGGAGAACAAAGAAAAUCUAGAUAACGAGAGGCUUAUCGAUAGCUAUUUCAACUGGUUCUAUGCCAGUGAAGGAGUUUCAGUUCUUCUUGCAGUUACUGUAAUUGUUUAUAUCCAAGAUCAUUUUGGUUGGCAAGUUGGGUUUGGUGUCCCUGCUUUGCUCAUGGUUUUAUCUCUUUCUGUUUUCUUGAUCGGAUCUCCUCAUUAUAUCAAAGUAAUACCUCAAGGGAGUUUGUUUACUGGAUUGUUUCAAGUACCAGUCGCAGCCUUCAGAAAAAGACACAUCAAUGUUCAGUUGAAUUAUAGUGAUGACUGCUACUAUAAAGCACCUCAAUCAAAGCUCCUUGAACCAUCCACUGACUUCAGGUGUUUGAAUAGAGCUUGCAUAAUUGAAGAUCCUCACAUGGAGUUGAAACCUGAUGGAAAAGCUUCAGAUCCAUGGAGUCUCUGCUCUGUCGAACAAGUCAAAAUAAUGAAGUGUUUUCUUACCGUUCUUCCCAUGUGGUCCACCUGUAUUAUGCUUCUUGUGUCGUUGAGUCAGCCACUUUCGAUAUAUCAACUACUGACCGUGGAUAGACACAUUACCCCUCAGUUUGAAAUCCCAGCAGGAUCAUUUGGCAUGAUUACCCUUCUUUCUUUGACAAUCUGGUUUGCUUUUUACGAUCGUGCAUUGGUGCCUUUACUGUCAAGGUAUACUGGACUGCCGACUGGGAUAAGUCCAUUUUCCAAAAUGGGGAUUGGCUUAAUUGUGGGCAUUGUGGCUACGGUACUUUCAGCUAUUACAGAAACCAUACGACGCAAUAAGGCAAUCAAUGCAGGGUUUGAGGAUGACCCGAAUGCUGUGUUAAACAUGUCCUCUAUGUGGUUUGUUCCACAGUUGGCACUAUAUGGGGUGGCUGAGGCUUUGAAUGUGGUUGGACAGAUUGAGUUCAUAUACAGUCAAUUUCCAAAAACCAUGUCCAGUUUUGCAGCAGCUCUUUACACGUUUGGCCUUGCGCUUGCCAACUUAAUUAACAGUCUCUUGGUGAGCGUGGUGGAUAGUAUUACCUCAACCGGAGGCAAGACAAGCUGGCUCGCAACCAACAUAAACAGAGGUCAUCUAGAUUACUACUGCUGGCUAAUGACUUCAUUAUGUGUGAUUAACUUCCUCUAUUUUUUAGCCGUUUGUCAGUUUACUGAUCAGCAUCACCAUGAUGGUAGGAGUAGCUUAUUUCCUGAGGCAGAAGAGGAACACACCGCGAAUAAGCGUUUCCAUGGUGCUUAAUUGUAACAAUCAAGUGUGUACGCUAUUAAAUGUUUGGUUAGAUUAAAUGUAUUCAAAAUUAA